Bacillus rossius redtenbacheri is the source of this 2962-nucleotide messenger RNA. Its product is annotated as peroxidase-like. The coding region runs from base 17 to 2800 and encodes 927 amino acids. Lineage: Eukaryota; Metazoa; Arthropoda; Insecta; Phasmatodea; Bacillidae. The record is from RefSeq and is a predicted model, not a curated record. Gene Ontology annotation, biological process: response to oxidative stress. The transcript is spliced from 13 exons. Gene Ontology annotation, molecular function: heme binding; peroxidase activity.
GCGACCUUCCAGCGUGAUGGUCGCUCCGCAGGCGAUGAUUCUUCUGACGCUGCUCGCGGCGUCGCGCGCGCAGCAGCAGCAGCCGCCGCCCCCGCCCUUCCGCACGCAGCUGUUCGAGGAGCAGUUGCAACAGCAGCAGCUGCAGCUGGCGCAGCAGGCGAUGCAGCUGCAGCUGCAGGAUCUGCAGCGGCAGAUGCAAGUGUCGCAGAGCCCGCCGGCGCAGGCGGAGCUGCAGAAGCGCCAGGCCGAGCUGAUGCGCCGCAUCGAGGACUCGCAGCGGCAGCAGCAGGUGCUGCAGGACCAGCUGCAGGCGAGGCUGGGAGGGGCGCCGCCGCAGCUGCAGCUGCAGGAGCCCGUGCUCGUGGCGCUGCCUCCGGAGGACGAAGACCUCUCUCAGCGGCAGCAGCCCGUGGUCGUGUCGCUGCCUCCGGAGGACGAGGACCUCUCCCAGCGGCAGGAGCCCGCGCGGCUCCCGCCGGCGCCCGCCCCCCAGCCUCCGGGCCCCGGGCUGCUGCAGCCGCUGCCCGUGGUGCUGCUGGUGGAGGCGGCGCCGCCCUGCUCCACGCUGAGCGGCGAGGCGGGGCUGUGCCGCCCCCUCGUCAGGUGCAUCACCUUCUACACGGAGCUGCCCGAGCUGCGGCGCCAGCCGUGUCGCCUGCCGACCAGCGAGCCCGGCGUGUGCUGCCCGCUGAGACAGCGGCCCCCAGCAGUGGCGCCGGGACCCAGCAACGGCGUGCUGAGGGCGCCGCCGCCGCCUGCAGUGGUGAUCCCGCCGCUGUCGCCCCAGCAGCUGGACCACGCCGCGAGCCUGGCGCUGGACAGCGUGCGGCGCCGCCUGGAGUUCGUGGCGUCGCUGUUCGCGAACCACGUGGUGGUGCAGCCGGGCACGCCCGCCGCCUGGCACCAGGAGUUCUUCAUCACCACCAACGACACCCUGAGCGCCGGCCAGCAGGCCCAGAAGACCGUCGAGGCCAGCGUCAGCCUCGUCAACCAGUUCAACCUAACGGCUGACCAGGGCACCUUCGCGCUGCCCACGUUCAGCGUGCUGAACACUGUGAUCGCAGACACCUGCUCCCCCGCCGCCUCUUGCUUCCCCACCAAGUAUCGCUCCCCGGACGGCUCGUGCAACAACCUGGUGCACGACCGCUGGGGCAGCGCCGGCACUGCUCUCCAGAGGGUCCUCCCGCCCAAGUACGGCGACGGCGUGAACUCGCCGCGCAGCCUCGCGGCCAGCGGCAAGGAGCUGCCCAGCGCACGGCUGGUCAGCACGCAGUUCGCCAAGGACGUGGACCGACCCCACGAGAACUACACGGUGAUGGUGAUGCAGUGGGGCCAGUUCCUGGACCACGACCUCACACACACUCCCAUCAGCCGAGGCACUAACGGCUUCGGACUGUCGUGCUGCCGGGACGGCAAGGUGAUCAAUGCGACCCUCAUGCACCCGGACUGCUUCCCCAUCACGCUGCCCAACAACGACCACAUCUUCGCGCCGUUCGGCGAGCGCUGCAUGGAGUUCGUGCGCUCGCUGCCUGCACCCAGACCCGAGUGCAACUUCGGCCCCAGGGAGCAGAUGGACCAGAUCACGGGCUACCUGGACGGCUCCAACAUCUACGGCUCGUCCCUCGAGGGCCAGCGAGAGCUGCGGGAGAUGUCCGGGGGCCGGCUGAAGGUGCAGGACCUCAGGGGUCGGCCCAUGCUGCCCAAGAACGACGGAGAGUGUGUGGACGAGACGAACACACUCACGUGCUUCAAGGCGGGAGACAGCCGCGUGAACGAGCAGGUAGAGCUGGCAGUGAUGCACACCCUGUGGAUGCGCGAGCACAACAGAGUGGCUGGAGAGCUGGAACGACUGCACCCAGCCUGGAAGGACGAGACCUUGUUCCAGGAGUCCAGGCGCAUUGUGGUGGCUGAGAUGCAGCACAUCACAUACAAUGAGUUCCUGCCUCUCGUGCUGGGUCGGAACUACAUGGACCAGUUCGAGCUGGCGCCCAGGGACUCCAACUUCACGCGGCUGUACGACGAUGCUCUGAAUGCCGGCAUCACUAACGUGUUCGCCACCGCUGCCUUCCGCUUCGGGCACACACUCAUCCAGGGACACAUGAAGGGACUGAGCCAGUUCGGCACGGUGCGUCAGGACCUGUUGCUGCACCAGCAUCACUUCUCGCCCUUCGUGCUGUACAAGGAGGGUGCACUGGAUGACUUCGUGAGGGGCUUGUCCACACAAACUUGCCAGCGCUUCGACCGCUUCUUCUCUAGUGAGCUGACUGACCACCUGUUCCAAGGCGACCUCGACUUCGGCCUGGACCUGGUGGCCUUGAACAUCCAGCGAGGACGCGACCACGGCCUGCCGCCCUACGACGACUGGCGCGCCGUGUGCGGCCUGCCGCGCGCCUCCUGGGACCAGCUGCGGAACGACAUGGACCCGGCGAGCGUUGAGAUGUUGCGGCGGCUGUACGACGACGUGCACGAGGUGGACUUGUUCGUGGCAGCCGUGGCCGAGAAGCCGCUCCCCGGAGCCCUGAUGGGACCGACCUUCGUUUGCCUCGUGGGAGACCAGUUUGCGCGUCUGCGGCGCGGGGACCGCUUCUUCUACGAGGAAGGCGGCCAGCCGUCGUCCUUCACACACAGUCAGCUGCAGCAGAUCCGCAGGGCCAGCCUGGCGAGGGUGCUGUGUGACAACUCGGACGACAUCGCCGUGAUGCAGCCUCUAGCCUUCCUGCAGGCCUCAUUGUUGAACCAGAAGGUCGGCUGCGCAAGCGAGUCCAUACCUAAGGUGGACCUUAGCGCUUGGGCCAACUAGGCCGUGGCCAACCUCCGAGGCACCAUGUGACCACGCCUGACGACCAGAGACAGACCAGACUGCCUUGCGAGGAUAUUAGCCUCCUCCGUACUCAAGCAAUGUAUAAAUGUCAUUUGUGUGCAGAAUUAGAUGUAAUAAACUAUCAAAUAUUUGUAAGCUAAG